Messenger RNA from Pseudovirgaria hyperparasitica, 1712 nucleotides. RefSeq names its product putative acid phosphatase. The record is from RefSeq and is a predicted model, not a curated record. The coding region runs from base 142 to 1659 and encodes 505 amino acids. The transcript is spliced from 2 exons. NCBI's taxonomy places the organism in Eukaryota, Fungi, Ascomycota, Dothideomycetes, Acrospermales, Acrospermaceae. Gene Ontology annotation, molecular function: metal ion binding; acid phosphatase activity.
GUACCAACUAGUCUGAUGCGCUGAGAGAAGUUGCACUUCCCGAGGCGCUUCGUAUGGAGUAUGGCACGAUGUAGAGCUUAAAGAUUGGGUCAAGUCACCCUUUCUAGACCAAGCCUUCAUAAGAUUAACAAAUUUUUACAAAUGGUCAUGGACCACUAUAGGAAUAGGAAUAUCGUGCUGACUUGGGCACUUCUUGCGGCUGCUGUAUCAGCAAUCGGGGCUAGCUACCCAACAAGACCACAGGACUUAACUACUCCUGUACAACAACGGAUUGCAAUCAGUGCACCACAUGCCGUAUCGAUUGGCUGGAACACAUAUCAGAAACUUGACAGGCCAUGUGUCAAUUAUGGUACUACUGCUACCAAUCUCACCAAACAGACCUGCUCCAGCAACUCCAUAACAUAUCCCACGUCUAGAACAUAUUCCAAUGCUGUGACACUGACCGACCUUUCGGCGGCGACGACUUACUACUAUAAGAUCGUGUCCACCAACUCCACCGUGGACCACUUCUUCAGCCCCCGGGUCGCCGGUGACUGUUCCUCUUUCACCAUGAACACUAUCAUCGAUCUUGGCGUCUACGGUGUUGAUGGAUACACCAUCGACAUGGACGAAACCAAACGCGAUAUCAUCCCGAACAUCCAACCCUCCCUCAACCACACAACCAUCGGCCGUCUCGCUACCACCAUUAACGACUAUGAAGUCAUCCUCCACCCCGGCGACUUCGCCUACGCCGACGACUGGUACCUCAAGCCCAAAAACAUUUUCGACGGUCAAAAUGCCUAUGAGGCCAUAAUCGAGCAAUUCUACGACCAACUGGCUCCGAUUGCGGCCCGCAAGCCGUACAUGGCAAGCCCAGGCAACCAUGAGGCCGCAUGUCAGGAACUCCCGCACACGACUGAGCUCUGCCCCGAAGGCCAGAAGAACUUCACCGAUUUCAUGAAUCGCUUCGGUGCUACCAUGCCCUUUGCGUUCUCCUCCACCUCGAGCGACGAGACCGCGCGAGUUGACGCGAACAUAGCCAAACAACUCUCUAAUCCCCCGUUUUGGUAUUCCUUCGAGUAUGGCAUGGUGCACGUCACAAUGCUCGACACAGAAACAGAUUUCCCGAGCGCACCGGACGGGCCGGGUGGUAGCGCCGGCCUGAACGGUGGACCCUUCGGAGCACCGAAUCAGCAGCUGGAUUUCCUGGCGGCAGAUCUGGCGAGCGUGGAUCGCGGUGUGACACCGUGGGUUGUGGUUGCGGGGCAUCGGCCAUGGUACUCGACAGGCGAUACUGGGUCUCGAUGUGCGCCAUGCCAGGCUGCCUUCGAGCCACUGCUUUACAAGUACGGCGUUGAUAUAGCGGUUUUCGGCCACGUGCAUAAUUCACAACGUUUUCUGCCGUUGUAUAAUGGAACGGUGGAUCCGAAGGGGAUGAGUAAUCCAGUGGCGCCGAUGUAUAUUGUAAGUGGUGGCACGGGGAAUAUAGAGGGCUUGAGCAAGGUGGGGAGUAAUUACACGGGGAAUGUGUUUGCGUAUGCGGAAGAUUUCAGCUACGGUCAAUUGGAGUUUGUGGAUAGAGAGAGGUUGAAAGUGAGAUUUCUGAGGAGUGAGACGGGGGAGGUAUUGGAUGAGAGUCUGCUCGUCAAGGAUCAUACAGAAAGAUUUAUACGGCACUAGGUGGCACUGGUAGAGGAUGUAUGCUGCAAUUGAAUUGGAAUUCUCAUGUGCUU